Podarcis raffonei (Aeolian wall lizard) is the source of this 3927-nucleotide messenger RNA. RefSeq names its product ELAV like RNA binding protein 2 (gene ELAVL2). Gene Ontology annotation, cellular component: ribonucleoprotein complex. The transcript is spliced from 7 exons. Gene Ontology annotation, molecular function: RNA binding. The record is from RefSeq and is a predicted model, not a curated record. NCBI's taxonomy places the organism in Eukaryota, Metazoa, Chordata, Lepidosauria, Squamata, Lacertidae. The coding region runs from base 327 to 1409 and encodes 360 amino acids.
CCCCUUUCUUUAUUUUUUCAUCCCCCCCCCUUCCCAAAUUUCUUCCCGCGCUGUGGGAGCGGAGAAAGAAAGCAGCUUUUAAAAAUAAUAACAAUAUAUAUAUAUAUAUAUUUCAAUCUUCUUUUACGUUUCUCCGCCCCCCUCCCUCCAUUUUUUAUUUUCUUCUGUUUACAACUGUCCGCAAUUUAGGUUUUGGGUGUUGUCGUGAGACCUUCCCCCUUUUGCUUCUUACUCAUCUUUAUUGGGACACCACUACCUUUUUCCCCUUUUUUUCUUUUUUCUUUUUCUUUUUCAAAACUGAAGCGAGAAAGCAGGUAAUUGCUGCCAUGGAAACACAACUGUCUAAUGGGCCAACUUGCAAUAACACAGCCAAUGGUCCGACUACCAUAAACAACAACUGCUCAUCACCAGUUGACUCUGGAAAUACAGAGGACAGCAAAACCAAUUUAAUAGUCAACUAUCUUCCUCAGAAUAUGACACAGGAGGAGCUCAAAAGUCUGUUCGGGAGCAUUGGCGAGAUAGAAUCCUGCAAACUUGUAAGAGACAAAAUAACAGGACAAAGCUUGGGGUAUGGAUUUGUGAACUACAUUGACCCUAAGGAUGCUGAAAAGGCGAUCAAUACUCUGAAUGGAUUGAGACUUCAAACCAAAACAAUAAAAGUUUCCUAUGCGCGACCAAGUUCAGCUUCCAUUAGAGAUGCAAAUCUGUAUGUCAGUGGUCUCCCAAAAACUAUGACCCAGAAAGAAUUGGAGCAGCUAUUCUCCCAGUAUGGACGUAUCAUUACUUCUCGUAUUCUAGUGGACCAAGUCACUGGAGUUUCAAGGGGUGUGGGCUUCAUCCGGUUUGACAAGCGGAUUGAGGCAGAAGAAGCCAUCAAAGGCUUGAACGGACAGAAACCGCCGAGUGCCACAGAGCCAAUCACUGUAAAGUUCGCCAACAAUCCAAGCCAAAAAACAAACCAGGCCAUCCUUUCCCAGCUGUACCAGUCUCCAAACAGAAGGUACCCAGGACCUCUAGCUCAGCAGGCUCAACGUUUUAGGUUGGACAAUCUGCUCAAUAUGGCUUAUGGAGUAAAGAGUAGGUUUUCUCCAAUGACCAUUGAUGGAAUGACCAGUUUGGCUGGGAUCAAUAUCCCGGGACAUGCGGGGACCGGAUGGUGCAUUUUUGUUUACAAUUUAGCUCCCGAUGCAGACGAGAGCAUCCUGUGGCAAAUGUUCGGACCCUUCGGGGCCGUCACCAAUGUGAAGGUCAUCCGCGACUUCAACACAAACAAGUGCAAAGGCUUUGGAUUUGUGACUAUGACAAACUAUGACGAGGCGGCCAUGGCUAUUGCCAGCCUGAACGGAUACCGCCUUGGAGACAGAGUUUUGCAGGUCUCGUUUAAAACAAACAAAACGCACAAAGCCUAAUGAGGUGCCCUCGGCCCAGUUUAUAUUUGAAAACUUAUUCGACAAAGGCAAGUUAAAAGAAACUUUAUACAUUAGUAAAUGUCUUUGUAAGUCAGUGUUGAGAUGGGGGGGCGGGGGACAAAAGACUAGCAUCCUAAGAAAUAUGCGAGAUUUUUUAUUGCUAGUAUUUGAAUUAAAAAAAAAACUUCUUAAAUAUCUUAUGUUUGAAUAUGGACAAGAGGUACAGGGUUUUUACCUGUCACAAUGCAUUCUAUUGCCUUCUUUGAAGAAGGCGGAACCUUUUAAAAUGUUUGAGCUUAAGGGAAGACGAUUUCUUUUACACGACUGCCUUGAACCUGUGAGUAGUUAAUUGAGGCUUUGUGUUAACGAUCCUUGAGUUAGUUUAGUCUUACGUUGUGUUUGAUUUACACUUUAAUGCCUUGCAGUUUAGUCUGUUCAAGAAAAGUGUUUCGAAGUUUACAUUUUUAUUUAUAAAGUUUGAAAGUAUUUAUUUUGUAAUUAUUAUUUGGGUCUGGGGGAAGGGGGGGUGGUGCAUUAUAAAAGCUUAUUGUAAGAUUAAUGGAGAACUUUUCGUAAAGCAGUACCUUGCCAAAGAGAUAAGAGCCUCUUUGAUGUGGGUUUAAAAAAACAAAACAAAGCAUCUAUUUUUAUAAAAAAGAGAAAAUUUGGAGAAACUUUUUACAGGUCCUGGAACAAAUAUUUUGACUUGAAUACUUUGAGAAAUCUCUUCAUAUGACACCUAGUGAGCUUUUAAAACUUACCAGGAAAUUUGCAGUGGUUGGGGGAAAAAAACACUUUAGAGAGAUUUAUGAUGUAGAAAUUCUUUAGAGAUCUUUGUUACUCAAGAAGUUGGAAUCACUGAGAAAUGCACUGCUGGUUUUGAUUUUGUAAUCGUUGGUGCAGUCUCUGAACAUCCUGGUUACUAUGUGAUAGGUGGCUCACAUUAACUUGUGUGGUUUUGAAACAAAAGGAGAAAAAAAAAUUAAAAGUAUAUAAGAGCAGGCAAGAAAUUUAAAUUAACUGAGAUAGGGGAAAAAAUCUGUUCUUCCUAUAGAAUUCCCUUCAGAUAGAGCUCAUGGUGUUUAGUGAUGUACUUCCAGUAUUGUUUGAAGAAUUGUUUUGUCUUAAAAAAUAAAAAAAAAGAUGUUUGCACACGGUUUGCACCAAUGGCAGACCAGGAAAGAAGCAGUCUUGCGUUGGAUAUAUUUGAAGGUAUUUUGAAAGUUACGUUCAAGGCUAACACCUGAGCUUUGUGUAAUGUAAAUAAUAUCUUUUUUGUUUUAUGAACCUCUUUUCAGCUGAUAACUUUUGAGUUUCCUUCUGGUUUUUUCGUUUUCCCUUAUUUAACAUGCCAAGUGAUGUUCAAAAUUCUGAAUGUUUUUGUAUGUUUCCUUUUCCUUUGUAUAAAUGGCAUUAAGAUUGUUACUUGAGGUCUGCUUAAUUCAUUUCUGUUGUCCUGAGGACUUGAAUUUACAGUGUAUCAGAUACGUUGCAAAUUUUGUCUGUAGAUAGUCUAGCUUCAGCUGUUUAUGGUGAUGCUACAUUUUUGUUUAUAAAUAUGUUUGUGGUAAAAAAAAUGAGUAUAACCAUAGGUUUUGAACAAAUUCCUUACAUUUUUCAUACCAGAAUCAUAAAUACCUGUAUGCUAUUGAAAUUUAACUUUGUAUGACGCUUAAAAACACUUAUUUGGGGAAAAUAAUAAAGACUUUACCAUGUAUGGAAGAAAUUUAAGGUCAAAAAAAGUACAAAUAUUUUCUGAUUAGCAUCUAGCUUAUAAUAAAUUUUUAAAAAGCUGAAGGCCGGCAGAGCCUUUUCCAGGAUGCACUGACAAACUAUAUAGAUCCGUUCUGCUUUUUGUAUAAACUGAGAUGCUCAUUUGCUUCCCCUUAGAACCAAGCAAUGUGCUAUGCAUAACAUUCUUGUACAUGAUAUUUGCAGUUGCUUUCCGAUUCUUAUUUUUUAAGAAAAGAAUUGUAGUUAUAAAAUUUUCAGUAUAGUACAGUACAUAAAAAAAAACUGUGAGAGAAUAAAGUGUGCUAAAGUGACAAACGACUUUUCUCAUGCCGGACUCAUUCAAUGCUCUUCGGAUCAAUUGGCUUAAUCCUAAUCCCACACUCGUGUUGGGAUCUGCAUUAACACAAAUUCCCUGUGCUUCAGAAGGUGAUGGAGUUCCAUGGUGGUUGGGGUGGGUCCAGCACCUGGUACCUGCAACCUUUGCCGCUUUAUACGACUAUAGUGAAAAUCAAAAUCAAAAAUCCACUCAAAUAAGGGGCAUCGAUGAGAAGGCAUGUGUCUGUUGGGCUUCACUUUGCACUGUUUAUCAGAGCACUUAAUAAAAUGUAAGGCUGGUAUUUAUUUGAAGUUGUACAGUAUGACUUAAUUCACAUCUGUUGGAGUAGAAAAAAAAUAUAUUCUGUUGAGUAUUUAAAAAGAGGCUGUACAUGUUUUCUUUUGUGUUUGGAUCCUUUGUACUUUUUCAUGUUCAGUACAUCAAUAAACAAAAGUUGAAGGGAAAGAA